AUGGCGCGCAGCUCCAACCUGCUGGUGUUGGCUGUGGUGGCAUGCGCCACCUACAUGCUGCUGCCCAGUGAGAGCUUCACUGCUCCCCAGGUGUUGCGUGGCAGCACGCAGCACGAGGCUGGAGCCUUGGCACAGGCCCCCACUUUCCAGACUGAGGGCCGUGCUGUGCAGGUGAGCAUGGCCGCGACAGGUGGCGAACCCCAGAGGCUUCCUUUGGUCCUCGUUGGCCUCCUGGCGGGCACCGCGGCUGUUGGCAUCCUGGCUCUCUUCUUCUAUGGCUCCUACUCUGGUGCCGGCAGCGGUGAAUUGCAACUGAUGGCGCGUAGCUCCAACCUGCUGGUGUUGGCUGUGGUGGCAUGCGCCACCUACAUGCUGCUGCCCAGUGAGAGCUUCACUGCUCCCCAGGUGUUGCGUGGCAGCACGCAGCACGAGGCUGGAGCCUUGGCACAGGCCCCCACUUUCCAGACUGAGGGCCGUGCUGUGCAGGUGAGCAUGGCCGCGACAGGUGGCGAACCUCAGAGGCUUCCUUUGGUCCUCGUUGGCCUCCUGGCGGGCACCGCGGCUGUUGGCAUCCUGGCUCUCUUCUUCUAUGGCUCCUACUCUGAAGAUCCGAUGGCGCGUAGCUCCAACCUGCUGGUGUUGGCUGUGGUGGCAUGCGCCACCUACAUGCUGCUGCCCAGUGAGAGCUUCACUGCUCCCCAGGUGUUGCGUGGCAGCACGCAGCACGAGGCUGGAGCCUUGGCACAGGCCCCCACUUUCCAGACUGAGGGCCGUGCUGUGCAGGUGAGCAUGGCCGCGACAGGUGGCGAACCUCAGAGGCUUCCUUUGGUCCUCGUUGGCCUCCUGGCGGGCACCGCGGCUGUUGGCAUCCUGGCUCUCUUCUUCUAUGGCUCCUACUCUGGAGAGGCUGCACAGCCACAAAAGAAGGUGAAGAAGGAACCCGCCCAGCCGGGCCGUCGUGCGGAAAAGAGGAAUCCGCCGGCCAAUGAGAGCAGCCCACCGCUGGCGUCGGCCAUGUUGGCACCCUCUCCCGCCCGGGCCAUGGCCCUGGCACCCGAGCCGAAGGCAAAGCGCCGCCGACGCACCAUGGAUGGCAUCGCUUGGGCAUUGAGUGAGGUGCGCAACCAGUUGGAAAAGAUCUGUGACGUGGAAGGAGUGCGGGAUUUGUUGGGUCGCUUCCCCGAGUGCGUCCUGCUGGGUGGCAUCGCUGCACGUCGGGGCACCAGGAAGGACGGGAUUCACGGUCGGGAGCUCAUGUCCGGGCUGCUGGGAGAGACCGCGGUGGCACAAGCUGCCUCAGCCGUUCUGGUCCAGCCGGGCAUGCGACAGCCCAUUGCUUUGGAACUCAGGUGCAGCAACGCGGACCUCGGCCAUCCGCAGGCGCCAGAAGCCGAAAGUUGGCUGCGGGGUGUGCAGAACGCCACACAGCAGGCCUUGGGACAACGCCUGAAAUUGGAGUCCCUGCGCCUUCGACUCUCUGCGGCAGGUUGUGCCAACCUGGAUGUGGUGGAUCUGCCAGAGAAGUGCUCCAUGCUCGCAGAGCCGCCCUUGAAAAUUGAGGAGAUGCGAAUGAAGCACAUGGGCUCGGCCUGUAAUUUGUUGGUUUGUUUGGAGCAGGGACCGCCCUUGGAGCUCUGCAAGAGGUUCGAUCCGCAACUAGUUCGCACGCUGUUGGUGGGCGCUGCGGCCUCCAGCGUGUCUUCUGGAGGUGAUGAUUCCUUGCCAGCGUCCAUCCUAUGCGGCCCAGAUGCUGCAACAUGUCUGGAGGAGCGGUUCUCCAGCCUUUGCAGGGAGAGAGCGCCGCAGUGGUUAUCCAAUCUAGAGCGACUGGAGGGGCGACUCAUGAAGUCCAGCAAGGAAGCACGAGAGUUGGCCCACAAGGAGAGUACCUUGGAGUUGUUGAGCAAAGCCCGAUACGCUGGCUUCUCCUUUGGCCGCGCACUACAGGAGGUCAUCCAAGGUACUCCAGGCUGCAACGCUGGAGCGUCGACCUUGGAAGAGGAGCUCCUGGACUUUGCCGCCUCGGCCGCCAUGGGCCACUGCGGUGCGGGCGACUUUUUGCUGGGGCAGGAUGCCGCCGCUGCUGCUGCGGCGGUCUUCGAGAGCUUCGGUGGUGUGGAGGGCUACACAACGUAUCUGCGAAACGAAGUGAAGAUCCCGGGUGCGGACGUGGCGCUUAAUGGCGGUGCGUCCUGGCGGCGCCUGCUGGCAGAGGUGGAGGUGGCGGUGCGCUUGGCACAUCCACCCCAGGAGUCGCUAAAGAACUUUGCGGUUGCAGCCAUUUGUGCAGGAGGCACCGGCAUGCAUGGGCAUCAACGCUGGGAGGAUGUUGCCUCGAAACUGAUGCUGACGAUUGCUUUCGAGCCGCUGUUGCUGCGGCUUCGCUAUGUGACUGCCAGGGUGAUCUGGCUCUUGCGGCAACAGAAGUUGGCCGUCUCGGAGUGGAUGUCCUUCUUGGCUGAAGGGCCGGGCGCCAGGAUUUCAUCUCCACUCUUCACGCAGCAUCUGACCGCCAUGCGUUCCUCGCCGGUGGUCCGAGAUCUCGUCUAUGGUGCCUUCGAUGAUGCCGUUGGAGCCGUAGGUUCGAUGCCGAUGGCGGUGGGAAUGAAUGGUUCAGCCUUUUUGAAGGUGUUUGAAUGGGAAAAUGUCUAG
This is a messenger RNA of Cladocopium goreaui, 2652 nucleotides long. Lineage: Eukaryota; Dinophyceae; Suessiales; Symbiodiniaceae. The record is from the annotation of a GenBank genome assembly.